AACGUCUUCCCCUUCUUCCUCCAUUGCAGGUUGGCUAACAUGUCGACAGGUGUUGAACAUCAUGGUCAUAUUCGGCUUCAUGCUGAACUAUGCCCUGCGGGUCAACUUCACCAUCGCCAUUGUGGUGAUGGCAAAGACACUGAAGAAUCUCACUACCGGCGGCGACAUGACUGGAGGCUUCGACAAUGAAACCUCGACGGCUUUGGCCAGCGUGUCCACGACGACCGAGCAGAGCGUCAUCAGCGAGGCAGACAAGUUCGAGUGGGACGCCUACCAGCAGAACCUGAUGCUGGGAAGCUUCUUCUGGGGAUACGUGCUGACGGAGCUGCCCGGUGGCCGCCUGGCGGAGAUCAUCGGAGGACGCCGUGUCUUCGGCUAUAGCAUGCUUUUCGCUAGUGUAUUGACUUUGCUUACCCCUAUUGCUGCUUACACCCAUUAUAUUGCGGUUGUUAUAUUACGAGCUGUUCUAGGCUUUUUCCUGGGAGCGUCCUGGCCGGCAAUUCAUCCGUUGACCGCUGUCUGGAUUCCACCCAUGGAUCGGUCCAAGUUCAUCGCCAACAUGAUGGCUUCGUCACUUGGUGCCGCCAUUACGAUGCCAAUCUGUGGUUAUCUGAUUGCUACCAUCGGAUGGCAGUCAGUGUUCUACUUCACCGGCGGGCUGGCCCUGCUGUGGUCGGUUAUGUGGUUCUUUGUUGUGUUCGAGACACCGGCCGACCAUCCACGUAUUUCUGCGGAGGAGCGUAACGAAAUCGAGAGCGCAAUUGGUGCUAGCGUUAAGGCAAAGAAACCUACGUACGUUCCAUGGAAGUCCAUUCUGACGUCGCCACCUGUUUGGGCUAUCAUUUUGACCCACGGUGCUUCCGUGUUCGGUUUCUUCACGGUUGUUAACCAGCUGCCAACUUACAUGAAAUACAUCUUGAACUUUAACAUUAAGGAGAACGGUCUAUUGUCCUCGUUGCCGUACUUUGGAAAGUACGCCAUGGCUGUGAUUUCUUCCCAUUUAGCUGACCAUUUACGUAAGAACGGAACAUUGUCGACUACGGCUACUCGCAAGAUUUUCACUGCCUUCGCUGUCAUGACGCCCGGAUUCCUGAUGAUUGUCCAAGUGUACAUGGGUGAAACGCGUAGCUGGGCCGUCGGUAUUUUCACGUUGGCUUUGUUCCUGAACGGUGCCGUUACCGCUGGAUAUCUGGGCAACGGUUUGGACAUUGCACCGAACUUCUCCGGCACGAUCUUCGGUAUGGCCAACACUCUGUCUUCGUUCGGAGGUUUCGUUUCGGCGUACAUGGUCGGCGUUCUGACAAAUGAUAACCAAACCUACGGCCAGUGGCAGAUCGUGUUCUGGAUCUUGGCUGUCAUCUACAUCGUCGGUUCCACAGCUUACCUCAUCAUGGGCACCGGUGAACUGCAGCCAUGGAACAACCCACCGGAGAGGGGCAUCAACAACCGUGAGACUGAAGAAGGUGUUCCGCUGAAUCAGCAAGACCAAAACAACAAACCAAUCUCAUCGUCGACCUAAGGACAAGUCUGGAGGCAUACUUAACCCCACACUGCUGUAGAUUGGCAGGCAGCUGGGUACGGUACAGCAGAGCACAUCAAAUAACUGAGCUUGAGGUCAGCGCGAAUUGUGCCCCGGAAUCGAUGCUUCCCAGAAGUAGAUACUUAUUUGAGUUUCACUCAGAAUCACAACCGCAUCUGCCGUGUAGACGGUAGUGCAGGAUGUAAAUUUUAACUUGUUUAUUUUUAAAUGCAACAUAAAUGAAUGUUAGUUUUUAAUACUUUGAAUGAGUGUUUCCUGUUACUUUAACGGAGUACUACUUACAGUAGAUUUCAGAAUGAGAGUGGAUCUCGCGAUUUGCUUUAGCAUUUAAUAAUUUAUUUUCUUAAAAGGGAAUUGUGACGAAAAGCAAAUCAGUGGUAAUAGUAUUUGAAUAUCGCAAGUUGAGUUUAUGAUGCUGAAUCCUCAGAUGUAAAAGUUUAAUUCAAUUACCGAACCGUUGUUUCAGUUGUAAUAAAUCAAUUAGAAACUCUGAACAAGAAAGUGAUUUAAUUCAAAGUGUGUGCUAAUAAUCUCUCCUGAAAGUAAAUGUGUUGUCCAGAUUUCAAUUGAUACGUCGCUAAAGUUUUCAUGUUUUAGUGAAAAUUGUCGGUAAUUUGCAUUCUGUGGAACUGAUAGUAGUAUUCAAUUGUUAGCUGUAUUCGCACUAUUUGCCAAAAACAAACAUCAGCACAUUCUCUUCUAAUGAAUAAAUCAUAAAUGUGCCUUCCCGCCAAAACGGUAUAAGACAGCAGAAUACAAGCCAAGUGUACUUUGGAACCGUAUACAUGUUUACAAUUAGGAUAAGAUCAAAUGUGUCGUAUAUACUCUGAGACAAAUAGACGAACGAUAGAAAAUAGCCAAUUUUCAACAAUUUAGGGUAUUUUUAUUUACAAUUUUCUAUUAGACCAGAAUAAGAAAAUAUAAAAUAGAUUUUUAAAUAAGCGAUUUUAGUGAAAUGCAAAUAAACGUUAGAGUAAAA
Molecule: messenger RNA, 2519 nt
Organism: Armigeres subalbatus
Lineage: Eukaryota; Metazoa; Arthropoda; Insecta; Diptera; Culicidae
Product: sialin-like
Exons: 4
Coding region: 62-1519 (485 amino acids)
Biological process (GO): transmembrane transport; monoatomic anion transport
Cellular component (GO): membrane
Molecular function (GO): transmembrane transporter activity
Source: RefSeq, a predicted model, not a curated record